Molecule: messenger RNA, 2235 nt
Organism: Penaeus vannamei (Pacific white shrimp)
Lineage: Eukaryota; Metazoa; Arthropoda; Malacostraca; Decapoda; Penaeidae
Source: RefSeq, a predicted model, not a curated record
UUGUAGAAGAACCACAGAAGAGCCUGCCUUCCACAUCACAACAGUCAGUACCAGUCAGCCUUCCAGUGCAGCCGGAGGUCCGCAAACGAACUUUUAUCAGCACAGAGUCAGAGAGAACUGAAAUGGUGUUUGACCCUGAACUACAUACUCCUUCUCCACGACGCUCUCUCCGCACUGUCUCUUCCACUACCACGUCGUCUGAAAGCUACACAUCAAGGAAGAUUGUCAACAAUGGAAGAAGUGGGCUUGUGCAAGAAACCAUUACAAAAUCAGAGGAAGAGGAACCCAGUACUGGUGGCAGCAAGGUGGCUGCGACAGUUCGGUUGUUAGUCAAGUUGAUCUUCUUAGCCCUCAUUCUUGUUGGUCUUCUCUUUGGAUACCAGUAUCUUGAGAACAACCCCACGGAGAGUCCUUUCAAGCCUAUAGAACAGUUAGCUAGACAAGCUCUGGAAGCUGCCGUAGGAGAGGAAGAGGCAGCUAAGGUGGAGGAACCUGCACCAAUUCAAGAAGAGGUCCCACCUGCCCAGUCCUAAAGAUCUCUGGUACCUGAUACCAUCCAUACCAUGACCGUGUAUGCAUCCUGCCGAAACCCCCUGCCCACAAUCCCAUGAACAGACCUGGAUAUUUUUUUUUACUGAUAAAAGAAAGGAAAGAAAAAAAAAUUGGCUGCUCUUGUUUGCCAGGUUGAGUGCAGAAAGAUUUCUUAAGAACUUAGAAAACCUUUUUGCUGUAGCCCCUAUAUAAAAUUAUUUGUGUACAUCUUUACUUAAAUUAUUCUUUUAAUGGGAAAUGAAUAGUGCUAUAUUGAAGAGUUCUAUAGAGAAGCUGUUUGUUUUAGUUUGUAUCUAGUGCAGCGGAGCACAUAUAAGUUAGACCAGGAUUGGGUGCUAAUGUUUCCUCCGAUCUUUUGAAGUCUCAUAGUCAACUAAUUAUUUUUUAUCUCCCUUGUUUUAAGUUCAUACUCAACUUUAUUAUAGGUCAGCAUCACAAAAAGAUAGUUUGAAAGCAAAAGGCAUUUGCAGGUUUUUAUUAAAAAAAAAGAAAAUUGACUUUUGUUAUCUUGUUUUCCAUGAAAUGGAUACACAUAAACCACUGACAUCAGUGAUGCCAUUUGUGGUGCCAUUCUAAGCAUUAAUAGAUUGUCACAAUGGAAACUUUUUGUUGUCCCAACAAUAUUCAAAUUUUCUCUUCCCAAUUGGGUUAUAUAACUGUUUUAUACACAUUUGUUUGUUAUGAUCUCCAACUGCUCAUUUUAUUUCUUACUUAGCCAGAUAAUAUCUGUUGGACAUGAAUGAAAAUAUACUUACAUUUUUCCCCUCACUUUAUAUAUAUCUUGUUUGUUUUAUUCAGUUGCAUCCUUAUUCAAAUUGUGCUUAACAUCUUUCAAAACCAGUUACUGAUGGUAAUGAUAGACCUUGUAUAGAAAAGUUAAAUUUGAGGGACCUGAUACCAGGAUAUGGGAAGUGGAUUUUGUUUUUAUUUUUUUGUUUUUUGUGCUCAAAGGUUGCCCUUAUUAGAAAUUAGCAGAUUUUUUACCCAUGAGGAGCAAAGGCUCUAUGUUAGUUUCAGUAAUAUGGUGUGUGUGUGUUUAUCUAUAUAUUUUAUAGCACUUGUAGGAUGAUGUACAAGUUUUGCAUUAAUAUAAAAAAAAAAAAACUUUUCUAAAAACAACUUAAUGCAUGCUUUCUAUACACCCGUACAAUACUAGUUUGUAAAAUAAAAAUAUGAGAGAGUACAAGGAAUGUAUCCUGCUAUUCUUCUUUUAUUUUAACUGUUCAAAGUUGCACAAAGAUUCAUUAUGGAUUAUUUUCUCUGUGGCAAAAGUUUUAUGAGCAUGAUCUUCAGACUUUCACAUUAUGGGAAUUUUUGUUGCAAUAUUGUAUAGAGUGAGCCAUUGCAUACUUGCAUAACCUGGAAUAAAUGGAUUAUUAUUACUAAGGAUUACAAGUUUUAAGACUAGUACUCCUAUCCUUUGUCAUAUGAAAUGUAUUUGUCUCCUGUAUGUUGUCCGGAGAUUAAAGUGUUGAUAAUUUGUAAGGUGUUUGUUAUUUAUCAAAGUUCUUCAUUUUAUGUUAGUUUCCUUUUAAUUGCCUCUUAGCUUAGGCCUUAUGAUGUAUAGUGAUAUCUGAUAUGGCUUUAAAUUGAUUGGAAAUUUGACUACAUAUCAAAGGCCACAUUUUGUGAUUAGUAAGUAGUAAAUGUAUUGUCAGAUUCUUUAACAUAAAUAAUUUGAUA